CAUUUCUCUUUUUCUGCUGAGUUAAAACAAAUACCGAGUGCGUUCAUAACCGUUGCUCUUUUCAUCCUCCAAAUCUCAAUUCCCCUGUCCCUCAUGUUAAUUCUCAACCGUUUUAUUUUCUUGUGCACAGUAACCGUCGUUGUUGUAGCGGCGCAGCUAGAAGUUGCACCAAGGGAAGAGUCGUAUGGCCUUUACUCUCACUUCGAGCCGUCGAUGGUGAUCGUCGUUAUGAUCCUCGUUUGCGCUUUCUUCUUCAUCGGUUUCCUCUCCAUUUAUAUCAGACAAUGUAAAGAAUUAAACGACAUUUCGACGGACGUUUCCACAGUCGAGAGUUGCCAAUCGGAAGGUCUAGAUCAGUCUGUGAUCGAGAGUUUCCCGGUGUUUAUAUAUUCUUGUGUGAAAGACCUUAAAAUCGGGAAAGGGGCAUUGGAAUGUGCGGUUUGUUUAAGCGAGUUCGAGGACGAUGAAAAGCUGCGUUUUCUACCCAAAUGCAGUCACGUUUUUCAUCCUCAAUGUAUUGACGCUUGGUUGGCUUACCACGUGACCUGCCCCGUUUGUCGAGCUAAACUCACUCCCGAUUCCGAUACUAAAUCAAACACUACUGAGCUCAACUCCAACUCCAACAACAUCAACGAAUGGAGUCCUCCAACAGCAGAAGGAUCAGUGGAAGAACGAAAUGCUUACGUGGUGAUUCAAGUGAAUGAAGAAAGCGGAGCGAGGGCAGAGAAAAUAAGGGGGAAGUUUAAACGUUCUCACUCGAUGGGUCACUCAGUAAUUCAACCAGGAGAGAAAGUGGAAAGGUUUACGUUAAAAUUGCCAGAGGAAAUCAGGAAGCAAAUUACGAAAAGAGGGAAGUUGAAACGGACGAGAAGUUACGACGUAUUGUUGGGAAGGGAAGGUGAAGACGAAGAAAAGUAGUAGGGGAAAAAGGUUAAAUCCUCUCGCCUGCGGGCUAAGGCCUCAGGAAUAAUAUAUGUGAAUAGCAAGUAAAUGCGGAUGUGGUUAUAGUAAUGGAAUUGUAUAAUUAAUCAUUAGAAUUCCCAUUUUAACA
Molecule: messenger RNA, 1051 nt
Organism: Gossypium arboreum
Lineage: Eukaryota; Viridiplantae; Streptophyta; Magnoliopsida; Malvales; Malvaceae
Product: E3 ubiquitin-protein ligase ATL6-like
Exons: 1
Coding region: 94-918 (274 amino acids)
Source: RefSeq, a predicted model, not a curated record